Messenger RNA from Leptomonas pyrrhocoris, 1427 nucleotides. RefSeq names its product putative mitochondrial hydrolase, alpha/beta fold family-like protein. Lineage: Eukaryota; Euglenozoa; Kinetoplastea; Trypanosomatida; Trypanosomatidae. The record is from RefSeq and is a predicted model, not a curated record. The transcript has a single exon. Bases 357 to 1427 code for a protein of 356 amino acids.
AGUAGGGUGUUAAGCCACAGCACCCCCUCCCCUCUCUCCCCUUCCCCCUCUCCCUUUCCCCCCACUCUUUGCUGUGUCAUCGUUCGGCAGCCGAGGCACGCAAGCGAGAAGACACCGUAAAAGCAGUCUUCCGUUCCCUCCCCAGCACCGAACACCCAACACCAGCAAAGGAAGGAUACCCGGUACAUUGGUCACUGCAAGACACAUCGUUGCGCUUCUUUUUUUUACAUUCUAUUUUCCUUCGUGUGAUGCGGUAGAGGCCUCACUGCACUGUUGCGCACUUCGCCGUAUAUGUUAGAAUCCCUUCCUUUUUUUUUGCGUUUAUCCUUCAAGCUUAUUUUUGCGCCGGUCUACACAUGGCUGCUCCGAACCCCGUGGCGCCCGCGGUGGCCAGUGCCUCGGCGGAGGUGCCGCCCAAGAGACGAGGAUCGCCGCUGCCAGACGACAAGUUCGUGAAGGUGGGCCGCUGCGCCAGUACGGGUCGAGAGAUCAGCAUCUGCUACCGCACCGUUGGCAAUCCCAAGGACCCGUGCCUGUUGCUGGUGAUGGGUCUGGGCGGCUGCGGACUGCAAUGGGGAGAACCGCUGGUGCAGCGCUUCGUGAGUGCCGGCUUCUACGUGGUGUGCUACGACAAUCGCGAUGUGGGGCUGUCGACACACCUGGAUGGAUGCCCGACGGUGUUCAUCGCUCGCAUGGUUCUGCCGUCCUGGGCCUCGCUUGGCGAGGGUCAGCCGCCCUACACGCUAUACGACAUGGCCGAGGACGGCAUGAACCUGCUGACAGCGCUUGGGAUUGAGAAGGCGCACAUCCUCGGCGAGUCGAUGGGAGGGAUGAUUGUGCAGUGCAUGGCGCUGCGCCACCCCGAGCGGGUGAAGAGUCUGACGAUCGUGUACUCGCACAGCGGCGGUCCGAAGGUGAAGCCGCAGACGUUUAAGAUGUCUUUGGCCAUGCUGCGCGAACCGGCCAGCAACUCGCUAGAGGAUCAAGUCAACUUUAAGGUGCAGAUGACGCGACUCUUCACGGGUGACUACGAGUUGGACGAGGAAAUGACACGAAAGAUGGGCCUCACCACCCUCAGCCGCUGCCCGGAAGACGGCGAUGGUGUGCUGCGGCAGAUUUGGGCAGUUCAACGUGCAAAGAGCCGCGUCAAAGGACUCCGUAAUCUCCGCGGCAUUCCGACUCUUAUUGUGCACGGCAUGGCGGAUACGAUGGUGCCGUUUGAGAACGGGCUGCAGCUGGCUCGGCUGGUGGAUGGGUCGAAGCUCGUCUCCUUUGCGCGCAUGGGCCACUCCCUUCCGAAAGAUCUGUACGAUGAUAUCGUCGCGGAGGUGGUGCUGCAGAGGGAGCGUGGCGAGGCGAUGCACGCGCCUGCGUCCGCUGCGCCAAGCGAAGCAUCGACCUUCAGCGCACAGGAGAAGCGCCACUGA